Molecule: messenger RNA, 2526 nt
Organism: Leptosomus discolor (cuckoo roller)
Lineage: Eukaryota; Metazoa; Chordata; Aves; Leptosomiformes; Leptosomidae
Source: RefSeq, a predicted model, not a curated record
CUUUGGAUAGAUCGCAGUCCAAGAGAGAUGGAGGUUUUAAAAAUAAUUGGAGCUUUGAUCAUGCAGAAGAAAGUGAAGGAGAUGCAGAGAAAGAUGAGGCAAAUCUGCUCAGCAUAGAUGACAGUGAUGGGCCUUUCAGUCCCAAUGAAGAAAGGAAGUCACUUCGUUGUCGGCCUGGAGCUGUUGGCACCAGUGGUGAUUCCAUAAAAACAUAUGCAAGGCGAGGCAAAGCUGGAAGCUUGAGACUUUUUAAAGGGAACUCAAUUGGCCUCAACAUGAUGGGAAAUAGCAAGAAACUGAGUGAAAAUGCUCAGAAUAUGUCUUGUCCAGUAACUGUAGUACAUGGUAGACGUUUUCACCAUGCGCAUGCACAGACAACAGUAGUAAAAACAGCAGCCCAAAGAAAAGAAUACCCUCCUCAGCUUCAGAAAGUAGAAGCAGACCACAUUAGGUUACCACGGUCUCAAGGAGUGGACAGUGUAAUGGAAAACACAGAAGAGUCAGAAUCAGAAUCAGAAUCUGAAAUUAAGAGAAAGGUUCAACAGAAACGUCAGUGCAAUUCAUAUCAAUCUGACUUGACUCUGUCUUCUGCCACAAAGAAAUGUUUAACUCAGUUAAAGCUUUUGGAACAAAUUGAUUAUUCUACUGAUUGCCCAAAUUGUGGGCGGGCGAAUGAAAAUCAGACCAAAUGCCGACAUUGCGAAAGUGCUUCUCUAAAGGAUUUGCAAAGAGUCUCCAGACAAACUGUGUCAUUAAGUGAAUCUGUGGGACCUUUAUCACGUUCUUCAAUACAUCAGAAUUCAGCAGGGCAAAAAUCUUCAGGUACAGGGUUCAACACAAAGAAGUUUUAUAGUUCUGCUGUUGGGAAAGGUCCAACGGAUGUUCUGCUGAAUAAUGAAGUUGUAGGACAUUCUAUGUUGCGACAGAAUGGAAAAGUUGGUCUUAUAACUGGGACAAAAAAUCCUAAAAUUACAGGAAGCUUAAGGCAGAGGAGUACAAGACCUUCUGAACUAAAUGAUCCAAAAAUAUUAAUAUCUUCAGGUGUUCCGAAAAGUCCUUUUAGAAAUUUCUACCUUGUGUAUAUGGUUGAGGUGGAUGCUGUAUUUGGGAACAUUGUGUCUAACACUCCAAUAAAACGCCGAAAAGUUAUUUCUCAAGAGAUUGUAACCGAGGCUGUACCUCUAAAUUAUCAAAAUUCCUGUGAAAGUGUCAUUCUGAACUGUCGAAGUAUACGAAUAGGAACACUACGAAGAAUGGUAGUGGAACCUGUGAUUUUUUGCCUGGAUUAUAUCAAAAUACGCCUGGAAAGUCUAGAAGAAUCAGAAAGCGAUAUUCGAGAGAUUAACCUGAAAACUUCAGAACUUACCAAAUGUGAAUGGUGUAGUGUCCGAAAAUUACCGGUAGUUUUCCUACAAACAGUACCAUCAACCUGUAGCAGCCUGAGAGACCAGCUGAAAAUGAGUAAAGAUAAUGUCUGGUACGAAUGUAAAGGAGACAGUCAAGAAGAACAGUACAUCAUUUUGAUUUUUGAAACUGGUCUUGAUCCUCAUGCAAACUCAAUAUUUGAAAAAAUAAUUACUGAUAUUGGUAUUAGAAAUAAUAUUUCUGACUUCUUUGUGAAAAUUUCCUUUGAAGAAGCAAAUGGCCGGCUUGUUGCUUCUGAGUCCAAAAUGCCGCAGCGAAAUAAACAGUUACCAUAUUUUGAUGAUGAUGAAGAAAUUGGAGAACCACAUACAGUAUUUAUUGGUCCUAUAGAAAAGUUGAUAGUUUAUCCACCUCCUCCAGCUAAAGGUGGUAUUUCUGUGACCAACGAAGACCUCCAUUGUCUGAAUGAAGGAGAAUUUUUAAAUGAUGUUAUUAUUGAUUUUUAUUUAAAGUAUUUGGUACUUGAAAAACUGAAAAAAGAAGAUGCUGAUAGGAUACAUGUGUUCAGUUCAUUCUUCUAUAAACGCCUUAAUCAAAGAGAGAGAAGAAAUAUUCAUGAAACUUCAAACCUUUCAAUACAACAAAGACGACAUGGGCGUGUAAAAACAUGGACACGGCAUGUUGACAUUUUUGAGAAAGAUUUCAUUUUUGUUCCCCUUAAUGAAGCUGCCCACUGGUUUUUGGCUGUCAUCUGUUUUCCUGGUUUAGAAAAACCCAAAUAUGAACCAAAUCCCCACUAUCAUGAAAAUGCUACAACACAGCUAAAAUCUUCCUCUUCAGAUGGAGAGAGCAACACACCUUCUCCUUUGCCAAAUGAGUUAGAUGCACAAAACUCGCCUUCCAAGUCCACAGUAAAGAAGACAUUGACCAAAAAAUAUAAUACAGCUUUAAUUGACCCAAAUGCUGAAACAGAGGACAGUGAAUCUUCAUGUUGUAGAAGAAGUCCUUCUAGGGGAAAAACUGCUUUCAAAAAACUAAAUCAAAUAGACAGUGAUGUGGAAGAACCUAACACUGUGGAAUCAGCAUGCCAUAAACUAGACCAUAGGACUCCAGAUGAAAAUGGUAUACAGGGUGAAUUCACAGCUGCUAGCCAGUCUAUGG